Messenger RNA from Cheilinus undulatus (humphead wrasse), 6845 nucleotides. It is a transcript of the gene zc3h13, whose product is annotated as zinc finger CCCH-type containing 13. Lineage: Eukaryota; Metazoa; Chordata; Actinopteri; Labriformes; Labridae. The transcript has 20 exons. The record is from RefSeq and is a predicted model, not a curated record. The coding region runs from base 171 to 5705 and encodes 1844 amino acids. Gene Ontology annotation, molecular function: metal ion binding.
CGAAGAAGAAGACCCGCUCCUAUGAUGCGCAGUCUGCGCCAAUAUGAAGGCACACAGGGCAGUUUCUGCCUUUAAUUUUAAAGAGUAAGCCUUGUUAUUGAAACAAGCGCUGGAUCCUGUCAGUGGACUAAAGUAGACGCGACACCGAAUCAUUAAUUUGGUCCUGCAGAAUGUCCAAGAUCAGGCGGAAGGUAACAGUGGAGAAUUCAAAAACCAUAUCUGACAGCAGCAGCAGCGCCACCACGACCAGCAGCACCAACAACAACCCCGCCGCCCCCUCCCGUCGACCCAGCGUGUUCGAGAGACUCGGCCCCAGCACUGGGAGUAAUGCUGCUGAUAGUCACUGCAGAAAUUGGCUGAAGACCGGUAAUUGCAGUUACGGCAACACUUGUCGCUACACACAUGGAACUCAGCCACGAGGCAAAGGAUUCAGCUUCAGCCGGUCAGCCGAGAGACCCACAGGUGAUCUGCGGGAGAGGAUGAAGAAUAAAAGACAAGAUGUUGAUCCAGAAAACCUGAAGCGAGACUUAGACGAGCCCACAUCACCCACAGCCAGACAGAGAGACUCCUCCAGAGGCCGACACAGAGAGAAGGAGGAUAUAAAGAUAACAAAAGAGCGAACCCCAGCCAGUGAAGAAGAGCCCACAGAGUGGGAGACGAACCGUGAAGACUCGGAUAUUGGUGACUACGACUACGAGUUAUCCCUAGAAAUGAAGCGUCAGAAGAUUCAACGUGAGCUGAUGAAGUUGGAGAACAUGGAGAAGAGAGAGGAGAUCGUCAUCAAGAAAGAUGAAACCCCGACCAAAACGAGAGCCAGUGCAAUGCCUAAAGCUUCCCCAGAGCAGCUAAGCAACAGAGAUUCACCCUCAUCCAGGAAGUCCAGCGGAUCCCCAAAACACAAAAGUGGAACUAAAGGUCCAGGAUCUGGAAAGAAAGAGAAGAAAGCGUCUGUGUCCUCACCUGUUUCAGAAUCUGCCAGGUCUUCAAAGGGAGGCCACAGUAAGAAGAAAGGGCCCAGGACCCCCAGUCCUCCCCCUCCAGUCCCUCUGGACAUCCCCGUGGUCGGUAAGAAACACAAAGGCAAACACAAAAACAAGGAGAAGUCUGAGGAGAAGCAGAAGGAGGGAAAAGAUCGAGGACGAGAUACAGAGAAACACAAAGAGAAGAAGGAGAAACGAAGAGACCGAUCAGACAGCUCCCACAAGGCCAAGCGGUCGGUGACGUCAGAGGAGCGCUCUGGUAGUGUGUCGUCUCACCCGACUUCACCUCCAGCCAGGAAGAAAUCAACCUCCCCUAAAGCCUCAUCACACAAAACCUCUGCAUUGGCCUCCCCUCCUCACAGGUCUCCAUCCCCUCGCCACCAGCGCACUCCCACCCCUCCCCGCCAUCUCUCCCCAUCCUCCCACUCGGGGUCUUCUGCCCAGAGACACUCUUCCUCUCCUCGCCGGCGUCGCUCAUCCUCCCCGUCCUACCACCGCAGUACGCCGGCGGCAGCUUCUGCCUCUCCCCCUCCAAGCUCCCGCCGCUCCCCAUCACCCCCUCCCUCCCAGGACGCCUCCUCACCCCACAGACGGUCCGACAGGUCCAGCCCCGGCAGACACCACUCCAGGGGCCGAGAGAGGAGCCGGGGUGAGAGGGAGAGGAGCCCACCUGCUCAGGAGCGCCGACAUGAGCGCAGAGAUGAAAGCCGCAACAAGCGAGAGAAGGACAGCAUGCGGGACGACCGAGACUACGACUCUGAGCAAGUCUCAUCACGGGACGCCCGUGAUGAUAGGGAGACCAGAGAGCGACGGGACACUCGUGACCGAGGGCGGGAAACUACCCGAGACUCUCGUGACCACCGGGACAACAGAGACCUAAAGGACUCCAGAGAGACUCGCACCGAGGCUCGCUCCAGCAGAGAGUCGCUGGAGAUCCGCGACCGCGAACGGGAACGAGAACGGGAGCGAGAGAAAGAGAGGGAGAAGGACAGAGAACGGGAGAAGGAGAGAGAGAGAGAAGCUCACAGGAAGGAGGAAGCGGCUCAGGACGACAGGAAUUAUGGGAGAGGCCACGGGCGGGAUGAUGGGAGAGCUGAAGGACGGAUAGAGACGAGGGCAGACAGAGCGGAGAGGAACGGGCGAGGGAGAGGGCGUGCGAAUGAAACAUCCGACAAAGCCUCAAACAGAAACUCUCGUGGUUCCCAGCUGGAAAGCAGCCAUGACAGCUGGGAGUCGAGAAGCAGCGCGGUGCGUGAACGCAGCGCUGAGAGGAGCACAGAUCGCAGCGCUACAGAGAGAAGCUCCGACAGAGGCUCAGACCGAGACCGCUACGAGGGAGACAGGCGAGGAGAGCCGACCCGGGACUCCUCCUACGACAGGAGAGGGGGGCACGGAGAGCGGGAUCGGCGGGACAACAGAGACAGAGAUCAGAGAGCAGCCUCUCCAAGUCGACACCAGGGGAGAUCAGACGAGUCUGAGAGGGAAGACAGAAGGGACGACCGCAGGACAGACGACAGACGAGAUGACAGAGCCCGCGACCGGGAGCGAGAGAGAGAAAGAGAGAGGGAAAGGGAGCGGGAGAAGGAGAAAGACAGGGAGCGAGAGAGGGAGAGGGAAAAGGAGCGAGAGAAGGAGAGGGAGGCGGCGGAGAGGGAGCGAGCCAGGGAAAGAGAGAGGGAGCGGGAGCGAGAGAGGGAGCGGGAGAGGGAGAGAGAGCGAGAGAGGGAAAGGGAGCGAGAGGAGCGGGAGAGAGAGAGGGAGGAGAGGGAACGGGAGAGGGAGAGGAAGGAGAGAGAGAGGGAGAGGGAACGGGAGAGGGAACGGGAGCAGAGGGAGAGAGAGAGGCAGAGGGAGUGGGAGGAGAGAGAGAGGGGGAGGGAGGAGAGGAGGGAGAGGAGGGAGGAUGGAAGGGACGAGCGGGCAAUGAGAGACACCCGGGACGACAGAAAAGGAAGUCGUAAGAGACCCAGGGUGGAGAACAGCCCCAGCCCCCGACCCUCGCCCAAGCGAGUGACACGGGACCUCAGCCCGGCAGACAGCGACGGCUACAACAGUGCAGAGGACAAAAGUGAGCGCCUGAUUGGCCGAGGGCAGGCCAAGCUCCACCCACAGCCCCUCCUCCCCAGCCCAGUGUGUCCGACUUCAUCUGACAGCGAUAAGCAUCGUCUGCUGAGCCAGGUGGUGCGGCCCAAGGAGCCUUUGCUUCGCACUCCACCAAGAUCCGCCUCCGAUGAAAAACCCGGCCACUGGAAGGAUGACGAGCGCAGAGGAGCUGGAGACAAACGGGAAACACGCGGCCGCCUCGAGGACCUGGAGCCUCGCGGGGAGAGAGGCAGAGGAGGCGACAGGCGAGGGGAGCACCUCGCAGACCCCCCGUCUGAUUCCCGCAGCAAAGGCAGAGACCAGCGGGACUCCACGCCGCCUCCACCUCCUUCAGUCCUCACUACAGCCAGUGAGGACAGAGACAUGGCUUGUGCCCAGUCUCAUGAGGAAGGUAAAAAGAAGACAAAGUCCCAGAGGAAGGGUUUGAAGAAGGGUCGUAAAGAUGAAGAUGGUGGUGUUGGGGUCGGCCUGGUCGGAGCAGAUCGAUUCAACCCUGAGCCUACCGCUGGCAGCUCCACGGAUGGAGCACCGCCUUUACACUCCCCCAGGAAAGGAGCCAAGAAGAAGGUGUUAGAGAGAAAGAAGCGACCUAGAGGAGGAGAAUCUGACGUGUCUGACGAGGACUCGUCUGCCCAUCAGCCACACAGUAAAAGGAAGCGAGGCCCACGCACGCCACCGCCCUCCAUGAGGCCUGAUCAUCGCGGGACAGGAAGCAACGCGGAGCCAUCGCCGCUCUCUAAAAUGGACAACUUCAGCGACUGGUCAGACGAGGAGGUGUCCGACAGAGGAGGACCCUUGGAAGCUUCACUAUCUGCUGCUGAGAGAGCUCCGGCUGAGCCUUUGAGGAGAGGCGGAGCUAGAACAGGUAGGGACAGAGAUCGCCCUCCGAUCGCCCCUCUCCUCCCUCAGGAUCCUCCGAUGCUGCUCCAAACCCUGACGCCUCAGCCGCUCAUGUCCCAGCCUCUGCUCCGUAAGCCUCCCCCGGAGCAGACGCGCAGCAGCAGCAUGGGGAGCAACCAGAGCCGUACGUCAUCCAGACGCCUUCGAUCGCCGUCAAACGAGUCUGCACACAGAGAAGAGCCACAAGGUCCAAGGUCUCGCCGGGGCCGGCUGCAGGGCACCAACUCCAGAGACAGAGAGAGAGAAAGAGAACGAGAGAGGGAGCGAGAGAGGGAGCGGGAGAGAGAGAGGCAGGCCAACGACCUGCCAGGAGCUGAGAGGAAGUCCAGGAUAGACCAGCUGAGGAGAGGAGAGCCCAGCCGCAGCACUUCGUCAGACCGACAGGAUUCCCGCAGCCACAGCUCCAGACGCAGCUCUCCUGACUCUGAGCGACAGGCCAGAUCCCGCGCCGGCUCUUACGACAGCAGGGAACGGGAGAGGGACCGGGAGCCGUUCGACCGGGACCGUGAGAGGGAACGAGACCGAAAGGACCUGCGGCCUCAGCAGCAGCCACAGCAGCAGCCGCUCCUCCUCCAGCAGCCCCUACAACAACAGAGAGACUGGGAGCCAGAGCCCAGGGACUGGCCCAGCAGGGGCCGGGAACCUCUACUAAUGCGUCCUGGCCGGGAACCUCUCCUGAGGGAGCGGGACAUGAGGGACAGGGAGCGCCUGCUUCCAGAGGGGCUCAUCCAGCAGCACGAGCGGGAACGGGAGAGGGAGAGAGACAGCAGAGGGGUGGAUCGAGAGAGGGAGAGGAUGAUGAUGAUGGAUCUGCCACCUCAUGGAGACUCCAGGGCCCCGGGACGAGGAGACAUGAGGGGGGACAUGAGAGGGGACAUGAUGAGACAGGACAGGGUAGACUAUGAGCCUCUGCUGCCAAGAGAAGCCUUCAGCCCGCCUGAGAUGGACAAACCCAGCAACAGUCAUCACCUGGAGCAACGGGAGCUGGAGAAGGCGGACAGCUUAGACGGAGACGAUGAAGGCAAAGAAGAGGAUGGGCAGUCGGUUGCAUCGGUUGGAGAGGAGUACGAACCAAUCAGUGAUGACGAGCUGGAUGAAAUCCUAGCAGACAGUCAGAAAAAAGAGGAUCAGCAAGAGGAUGAGAAGAUCACAGGUCCUCUGGAUGUCAUCGAUGUGGACUGGUCCAGCCUGAUGCCCAAACAGAAGCAGGAGCCCCGGGCAGCGGGUGCAGCGCUCCUCCGCUUCACUCCAGGCGCCGUGCUCCUCAGAGCGGGCGUCUCCAAGAGACUGGCUGGGCCGGAGCUCCUGGAGCAGGUCAGAGAGGUGUGCAAGACGGAGCUGGAUGACCCUAAAGAUGCUGACAAGCUGUUUGAGCAUGACCUGGGCGCUCUGAACAUGGCGGCCCUGAACAGACGAGUGGAACGAGCCGGGUUGCUCACGAACCUUGGGCCUUGCUGCAAGGCUCUGUGUGCACGCAGGGACUUCGCUAUCCGCAGGCAGCUGUUAAAAAACGAAAAAGGCCUGACCAAACAGUACCCCGCCACCCCCGUCGUGGACACGGAGCUGCUGCAGAUGAGCAUGCGUCUCUUCAGAAGGACCAUGGCCGGCCAGACGUCUGGGCCGGAGCGGUCUGACUCGGUGUCAGCGCCUGCGGUCGAGGCUGCCACGUCCGGUAGUGUUAGUAAGGUUAGCACAGUGCAGCCGGAGGUUUGUGUGUCCUGAAAGAAAGCGAGGGCCUCUGUUUUGUCUGACUCCUUUACUCUCCUCUGACUGUAAUUCGUUUUGUUCCAUGUUUAGCCUUUUUAGUCACAGAAGAAAUAAAGAAAAACAAACGCUGUGAGUCUGCUUUUCUGAUGAUGUGUGAACGCCGUGCCAUAGACCACCAGACGUUUUAGCCCAUGGAGGUGUUUAAUGAACCAUGUACGAGAGUCAGAAAACACUGAAAAUGACUUUUUCUUUUUGUGCUGUAUGAUGUUUUAGAGCAGCUUUUUAAUUGUCAGUUUCAUCCUGUCUGACCAAGUUCAAGUGUUGUUUUCAUAUGUUGUGCAUUGGUUACUAAUUGGUGCAUUAAAAUGGUUAGAUGUUGAGUUUUGUAACGGCUCUUUUACUUUAUCUGAAAUGACUGUUCAGCCUUGAAAUCAUGUUUCAUUUGUUUGUUUACACAAUAUUUCAGAGCAGAUUUGCUGCAGAGUUACUGAUGAACACUCAGAACAUCCUACAGGGACUUGAAGAACAUUUCUCACGAUUGAACACUGCCAAACUAUUCCUACCUUGAUUGUACCUUGUUAGAGCUGUUGGGAAACAUUCUGUUUUAUUUAACUAAUGUAUUUGUUUUGAAUGGUUUGGCAAUGUCUCCCUGAAAAACUGAACUGAAGCAGCAAGACCCUCCAACGCUGCCACAUGGAACUUCUCCCAUUAACUCCCACCAGCCCAGCCAAAAAACUACUAGACUGGUUACAUUCAAAUUGACUGAAAAAGUAAAAAUUUCCAUCUUUAAACCACAACAUUUCUGUGUUGGUGGUUGACUGUCCAGAGUCCUGAUAUAAAGACUUGAACAGGUGGAUUACCUGAUCAGCUGGGAUGUGGUUAUUCCACACUUGAAAGAGGAAAUGUUCAUGCUGUUGGACAGAAGUACAAAGGACAGCUUAAUGAACGUAAACAUGGAGGAAAAUAUAUGUAAUCUAAAAGAUUGCCAUGUAAUCCUGGGCUCUGGUUAAAGCUCACUACCACAAAUCUGUUUAAAACACCUUUUUGUACCAUAUCUUUAUUUUGUCUAACAUUCAAGGUUUAGAUGUGAAAUGAUUUGUAUCUGGUUAAAUCCUGUAUCUUUUUUACUUUAAAUUAAAUGAAAAAACAUUUCUC